AGACGGGGAAGGCGCCGCCGGAAGAGGGAAAUAGUAAAACCCUCCGAAAUCCCUCGAUCGUUUCAGCCUCUUUUUUCCUUCUUCUCCGAUUCCCUUCCGUUGCUCGAUCUCCGAAUGGCUUCCGCUCUUACCCGCCUACUCCGCCGGCCCGCCGCAGCUCUACUUGUUGCAAGAAGUUGUAGACAUGUGAAGCGCUUCGGCCAUCAAAUUCUUCUUCCAGGUGGUUCAGUAUGCUCGGAGACUGCAAGGGAAUUUGUGAGGUUCAUCCCCAGGGCCUCUCUUUACCAAAUAUGGAGUAGGUCAUUUUCUUCUGAGAAUGGUGACUUGGUUGCCGCCGUAGUUCCAUAUAUGGGUGAAUCUAUUACUGAUGGGACCUUGGCAACCUUCUUAAAAAAACCUGGUGACAGGGUUAAUGUUGAUGAACCAAUUGCCCAAGUUGAGACUGAUAAGGUGACGAUCGAUGUAAAUAGUCCUGAAGCUGGCAUUAUCCAAGAGUUUAUAGCCAAGGAAGGUGACACUGUGACACCAGGAACCAAAGUUGCUGUGAUAUCCAAGUCUUCUUCCGGCGAUACACAUGUUGCCCCAUCAGAUGAUAAAGUGGUGAAGGAUGCUCAACCACCAUCUCCUCCUACACAGACUCCACCACCUACUCCUGCAGUAGAGAAAAUUGACAGACAAAUGCCUAAGGGAGAAAUUCCUGCCAAAGAAAAACCUAAAGCAUCCUCACCUUUACCUGCGAAAACCUCACCUUUAGAACCCCAGCUACCUCCCAAGGAAAGGGAAAGACGAGUUCCUAUGCCAAGGCUCAGGAAGAGGGUUGCUACGCGUCUAAAGGAUUCUCAGAACACAUUUGCAAUGCUAACUACAUUCAAUGAAGUUGAUAUGACAAAUCUGAUGAAGCUCCGGUCUGAAUAUAAAGAUGCGUUUGCAGAAAAGCAUGGUGUGAAGAUGGGUCUCAUGUCAGGUUUUGUUAAGGCUGCUGUUUCUGGACUUCAAAACCAGCCAAUCAUCAAUGCAGUCAUUGAUGGGGAUGACAUUAUAUAUAGAGACUAUAUUGAUAUCAGUAUAGCUGUUGGCACACCAAAGGGUCUUGUGGUUCCAGUUAUCCGGAACGCUAAUGGGUUGAAUUUUGCGGAGAUAGAGAAGGAGAUUAAUACGCUUGCAAAGAAGGCAAACAAUGGAACAAUAUCAAUUGACGAGAUGGCAGGAGGCACAUUUACAAUUUCUAACGGUGGAGUAUAUGGGUCUCUUCUGAGUACACCCAUAAUCAACCCCCCGCAGUCUGCCAUCUUAGGCAUGCACUCCAUAGUGUCCCGUCCGAUGGUGGUUGAUGGUAAUAUCGUCCCAAGGCCGAUGAUGUACAUCGCUCUGACAUACGAUCAUAGACUGAUCGACGGCAGAGAGGCAGUAUUCUUCUUGCGCCGUAUCAAAGAUGUGGUCGAAGACCCUCGUCGGCUUCUUCUCGACUUGUAAGAGGGCACCGCACCACACGUUCAACAAGGAUGGCACUUCAGUCCUCUUCUUUUUGUUACUAAAAUAAUUUUCCACCUAAAACAACAAUUUUGAUCGGCUGCUUGUUCAUCAUUUCGAGUGAGUUUGUUUGCAGGUCUCUUCCAGACCAAUGAAUCACGUGAUGAUCAAUUCACAAACUGUUGAAGUUGCCCUAUUUUCAUUUUACUAGUUAUUGAAUAGUAAAGCAAUCACUAUAUGCUGUGUAACUGAAAACACAGGGUUCUCCCAAUACAUUAUUAUUGGUAAAACAUGGUGGAUUUAUUUGUUCUGCUUUCUUUUCA
Messenger RNA from Musa acuminata AAA Group (dessert banana), 1793 nucleotides. RefSeq names its product dihydrolipoyllysine-residue succinyltransferase component of 2-oxoglutarate dehydrogenase complex 2, mitochondrial-like. The transcript is spliced from 13 exons. Gene Ontology annotation, molecular function: dihydrolipoyllysine-residue succinyltransferase activity. Gene Ontology annotation, biological process: tricarboxylic acid cycle. The coding region runs from base 115 to 1473 and encodes 452 amino acids. The record is from RefSeq and is a predicted model, not a curated record. Lineage: Eukaryota; Viridiplantae; Streptophyta; Magnoliopsida; Zingiberales; Musaceae. Gene Ontology annotation, cellular component: oxoglutarate dehydrogenase complex; mitochondrion.